ACGCAGCGCUCACGUGACCGCCGGGCGCCGAAGUGGGCACCGGUCCGGGUGCCAGCCCUCCCUCCCUGCUGUCGGACCCGGAGCCAUCUGGGAGCCCCUAAUUGUUGCUCCAGGUUCUUUCAGGUGUACGUGUCUGUUGUUCCCAGGGCUCUACUGGGCUAGAGAAAGAGGACGAACCUGUCCAGAAUCCCCGCAGGACAGGAAAAGGAGGGGACACUCAACAUGGAAAAACUCUGCAGUGAAAAUGAAGGAAAGCCUGAGAACCAAGGCAAGAUGGAAAACAAAGAACAGCCACUGGAUGCGGGAAAGCCGGGAGUAGCUUGUACUGUGGAAGACAAGGAAAAGUUAGAAAACAAGGGAAGGACAGAUCUCAAGGGAAAGACAGAAGAUGAGGAAGUACUAAAGGAUAAGGAAAAGCCAGAGAGUGAGGCAAAGCCAAAAGAAGGAAAUCCAGAGAGCCAAGGAAAGCCAGUGAGUGAGGGAAAACCAAAAGAAGGAAAACCAGAGAGUGAGGGAAAGCCAGUAAGUGAGGGAAAGCCAGUGAGCGAGGGAAAGCCAAAAGAAGAAAAGCCAGCCAGCGAACCAAGGGCUGCAGGAAAGCGCCCAGCUGGGGAUGAUGUACCCAGGAAGGCCAAAAGAAAAACCAACAAGGGGCUGGCUCAGUGUCUCAAGGAAUACAAGGAGGCCAUACACGAUAUGCAUUUGAGCAAUGAAGAGAUGAUAAGAGAAUUUGACGAGAUGGCCAGGGUGGAGGAUGAGGUGAAGAAAACCAGACAGAAAUUGGGGGGAUUUAUGUGGAUGCAAAAAAGUUUACAGGACCCCUUCCACCCGAGGGGCCCAAGGGAACUCAGGGGUGGCUGCAGGGCCCCACAAAGGGGCUUUGAAGACAUUCCUUUUGUGUAGUGCCCCAGCAGGCAUUUGAAAGGCCUUGUGCUUUAUUUAACCUUAUGCUAAUACUAUGCUUUAGGUGUCACUCUCUUUAUCCAACUGCAGCCCUGUGUGUUUCAGUAGCAGAUUUUCAUCCAUUGCAUGGAAAAAUGUUUAUGGUGCAUUGUAAAAUGUUUAAAAAACCAGUUUUCAGAACCAUAUAUACGGCAUCAGUCCAUUUUUGUAAAACUACAAAGAUACUUACCUAGUGAUCCAUGUACAGAAAAAACUCGGAAAGCUGUGUCUACUAAAAGAUUAACAGUGGUUA
Messenger RNA from Mesoplodon densirostris (Blainville's beaked whale), 1195 nucleotides. RefSeq names its product transcription elongation factor A like 4 (gene TCEAL4). The coding region runs from base 223 to 903 and encodes 226 amino acids. The record is from RefSeq and is a predicted model, not a curated record. The transcript has 3 exons. Lineage: Eukaryota; Metazoa; Chordata; Mammalia; Artiodactyla; Ziphiidae.